Naumovozyma dairenensis CBS 421 is the source of this 1572-nucleotide messenger RNA. It is a transcript of the gene DBP3, whose product is annotated as RNA-dependent ATPase DBP3. The coding region runs from base 1 to 1572 and encodes 523 amino acids. The record is from RefSeq and is a predicted model, not a curated record. Gene Ontology annotation, biological process: rRNA processing. Gene Ontology annotation, molecular function: ATP binding; RNA helicase activity; RNA binding. The transcript has a single exon. Gene Ontology annotation, cellular component: nucleolus. NCBI's taxonomy places the organism in Eukaryota, Fungi, Ascomycota, Saccharomycetes, Saccharomycetales, Saccharomycetaceae.
AUGACUAAAGACGAAAUUAAAGAUAGAAAGAGAAAAGUUGAAGAUGAAGAAAUAAUUGAAAAGAAGAAACAUAAGAAGGAUAAAAAAGAUAAGAAACAUAAAAAGGAUAAAAAGGAUAAAAAGGAAAAGAAACACAAGAAGGAAUCGAAACCUGAUACCGAAGUUGAAACUGAAAAGGAACCCACCAUCUCAAAAGACCAAGAUUCUUCUUAUAUUGAAAAUGAAGAAUUAUCUAUUAUUCCUCAAUCUGAAGUAGAUGAAUUUUAUAAAGAAAAUGAAGUAUCAGUUAAAGAUCCAUCUGAUUUGAAUUUACGUCCCUUAUUAUCAUUCAAUCAUGUUUCAUUCGAUGAGAGAAUUCAAGAUGAAAUCGCUAAAUUCCCUAAACCAACUCCAAUUCAAGCUGUCUCAUGGCCAUAUUUGUUAUCUGGUAAAGAUGUAAUUGGUGUAGCAGAAACUGGGUCAGGUAAGACUUUCGCAUUCGGUGUUCCAGCUAUUGAUUAUUUAGUUAAAACUAAUCAAAGCAAUAACAAAAAAAAUAGUGGUGGUAUUCAAGUCUUAGUCAUUUCUCCAACUAGAGAAUUGGCAUCUCAAAUUUAUGAUAAUCUAAUUAUUUUAACGGAAAAAGUUGGAUUACAAUGUUGUUGUGUUUAUGGUGGUGUUCCAAAGGAAGCUCAAAGAAUUCAAUUGAAAAAAUCUCAAGUUGUAGUCGCUACCCCAGGUAGAUUAUUAGAUUUAAUUCAAGAAGGAUCAGUCAAUUUAUCUGCAGUUAAAUACUUAGUCUUAGAUGAGGCUGAUAGAAUGUUAGAAAAGGGAUUCGAAGAAGAUAUUAAAAAUAUUAUUAGAGAAACUUCACCAAAGGGAAGGCAAACUUUAAUGUUUACAGCUACUUGGCCAAAGGAAGUUCGUGAAUUGGCUUCAUCAUUCAUGAACGAGCCUGUGAAAGUUUCCAUUGGUAAUAGAGAUGAACUAACCGCUAAUAAAAGAAUUACACAAAUCGUGGAAGUCAUUGACCCUCAAAGAAAGGAUAGAAAAUUGUUAGAUUUAUUAAAGAAAUAUCAUUCCGGUCCAACGAAAAAUGAUAAAGUUUUAAUAUUCGCGUUAUAUAAGAAGGAAGCAGCUCGUGUUGAAAGAAAUUUGAAAUAUAAUGGUUAUGAAGUCGCUGCCAUUCAUGGUGAUUUAUCUCAAGAACAAAGAACUCGUGCAUUAGGUGAAUUUAAGGCAGGUAAAACUAAUUUAUUAUUAGCCACCGAUGUUGCUGCAAGAGGUUUAGAUAUUCCCAAUGUUAAGACUGUUAUUAAUUUAACAUUCCCAUUGACUGUGGAAGAUUAUGUCCAUAGAAUUGGUAGAACAGGUAGAGCCGGUCAAACAGGUACUGCUCAUACUUUAUUCACAGAACAUGAGAAACAUCUUGCUGGUGGUCUAGUAAAUGUUCUAAAUGGUGCUAAUCAACCAGUACCUGAAGAUUUAAUUAAAUUUGGUACCCAUACUAAGAAGAAAGAGCAUGGAGCUUACGGUGCAUUUUAUAAAGAUGUUGAUAUGAGUAAGAAACCAAAAAAGAUCACUUUUGAUUAA